Messenger RNA from Lethenteron reissneri (Far Eastern brook lamprey), 1015 nucleotides. Its product is annotated as E3 ubiquitin/ISG15 ligase TRIM25-like. NCBI's taxonomy places the organism in Eukaryota, Metazoa, Chordata, Hyperoartia, Petromyzontiformes, Petromyzontidae. The record is from RefSeq and is a predicted model, not a curated record. Gene Ontology annotation, molecular function: zinc ion binding.
GAGACUGCCUGAGCUACAACCAGCAUCAAUCUCUGAGCGGAGCCACACGGCCAUGGCUAGUGCGAUUCCCAGUGGUAGCGAGGCUCCAGGGGAGUUGACCUGCCCCAUCUGCCUGGACGCCUUCCACUGCCCCUGCACGCUCAGCUGCGGCCACUCGUUCUGCCUCGAGUGCAUGGAGGGCGCCUGGGAUGCGGCAGAGUCCUUCUCCUGCCCACAGUGUCGAGUGACUUUCCCUCGGAGGCCCAAGCUGAACAAGAGCGUGACGCUCGCCAACCUGGUGGAGCAGCGUAGUACCGCAGAUGAAUUGGCCACCGUGGUCUUGUGUGACUUCUGCAACGAUGGCACGACCGCUGCCUCGAAGACCUGCCUCAGGUGUGAUAUGUCCUACUGUGUGACUCAUGUAAAACCUCAUCAGGAGAACCGGAAGUUCAGGGACCACAUUCUGGUGGAUCCAGGCACGAAUCCUGAAGAACGCAAAUGCAAGAAACACAGAAAGAAGAUCAAGUUUUACUGCCGACAGGACAAGAGCUUGGUCUGCACAACCUGCAACAUCGCAGGAGACCACAAGGGUCACGAUGUGGCUACGCUGGAGGAUGAGCACAAGACACGGGAGAAACAAGUGGGAGAGGAGACGCGGGCGGUGGAGGAGAAGAGGAGGGAGGCGGAGGAGUUCGUGAGGCGGAUGGAGGCCGCUCGCAGGGACGUGCAGGGAUCGAUGACCGGGGUGAGACAGCGAAUCAAUGGCGAGUUCGCCCGCAUGAGAGCAGCUCUGGACGAGGACGAGAAGGCGGCUCUGGCUCGUGCAGCCAUGAAGGAGCGCGAGCUGCUGACCCAGAUCGAGAAGAACAUCGCUCACUACCAGCGCGAGAUUGGGGAGCUCCAGGCAGCAGCCACUCGUCUGGAGGGCCUAGCGCAGGAGAGGGACUCGCUCGCGUUCCUGCAGGGGCACCUGGAGGAGACGCUCAGGUACAGACGACAAUCACUCACGACUCGACACACGACAACAUGGGACUGA